Ceraceosorus guamensis is the source of this 1458-nucleotide messenger RNA. Its product is annotated as Rcd1-domain-containing protein. NCBI's taxonomy places the organism in Eukaryota, Fungi, Basidiomycota, Exobasidiomycetes, Ceraceosorales, Ceraceosoraceae. The transcript is spliced from 5 exons. Gene Ontology annotation, cellular component: CCR4-NOT complex; P-body; CCR4-NOT core complex. Gene Ontology annotation, biological process: negative regulation of translation; mRNA catabolic process. The record is from RefSeq and is a predicted model, not a curated record. The coding region runs from base 19 to 1125 and encodes 368 amino acids.
GGAGGUUCUUUGGCCGGUAUGGAUCUGAACCCAUCCAUGCUUAGCGCUGCUGGUCCGCCUCCCUCUUCAGGUCCUGCUAUCCCUGCUGGUACAGGACCCGGCGGAACGCCCACCACGGCACUGAGCGUCUAUCACCUCAUCACCCAGCUCUGCCAAAGACCUGCUGCGGAUGAAAUGAAAGAGAAGGGUGGAGCUGGUGCUGCCGGUAACGCUGCUGGCGCUGCUGUUGGGACAGGCACGGAUCAGGUGGCAAUCACCACCUCCACACCCGCCUCUGGUUCAGGGUCAAGCAGCAACAACGGCAACACCAACGUAUCUCUCUCCGACUUGGUGCCGGGUUCCUCUCAAGCUCGAGAACACGCACUGUUGGAGCUUUCGAAAAAGAGAGAGCAGUACGAAGAUUUGGCUUUGGUGUUGUGGCACUCUUUUGGCGUCAUGUCUAGCUUGCUGCAAGAGAUUGUGGCGGUGUAUCCCCUGCUCAGUCCUCCGGCGCUCAGUGCGGGAGCGAGCAAUAGGGUGUGCAAUGCGCUGGCCUUGCUUCAGUGCGUCGCUAGUCAUGGAGAGACGAGAGCGUUGUUCUUGCAAGCGCACAUUCCCCUCUUCCUCUACCCUUUCCUCAACACCACCUCCAAAACUCGACCCUUUGAAUAUCUUCGACUCACCUCUCUCGGCGUGAUCGGAGCUCUGGUAAAGCAAAACGACAACAGCGACGUGAUCACCUUUCUCCUCUCCACCGAGAUCAUACCUCUCUGUCUCCGCAUCAUGGAGACGGGCAGCGAGCUCAGCAAGACGGUGGCGAUUUUCAUCGUGCAAAAGAUUUUGCUAGACGAUAUGGGUUUGAAUUAUAUUUGUCAGACGUACGAGAGGUUUUACGCGGUGGGGACGGUGCUGAGCAACAUGGUCAGCCAGAUCACCGAAUCGCAGGCCGUCAGGUUGCUCAAACACGUCGUCAGAUGCUACCUUCGACUAAGCGACAACCCUAGAGCGAGAGAAGCGCUUAGAGCUUGCUUACCCAGUCCUCUGAGAGACGCUACCUUUUCCCAAUUGCUAAAGAACGAUCAUAUCACAAAACGAUGCUUGGCCACGCUUUUGCUCAACCUCUCUGAUAAUCGCGUAGAAAAUUAAAGGAGCAGCACGAGCUCUUGCGCCAUGCACGCUGGUCGAUCAGAAGAAGGGACUCUGGCAUAGUCGGAAAAGGAGAAAUUCAAGAUGGCGGUCGCACCAUCACCAAGGAACAAGAAGGGGGUGCGCGUGUGAUCCCUUGAACCGAUCGGGUGAGGAAGCGCGUGUAGCCCUGCAUCGACGUAACAGACGCUUGAGCACUCCGAAUGGGGCCUCUUGCAAGACUUUGAACAACCCUUCCCUGUCCACCUUUGUCUGGUCUGAUGUAUUGUAGGCCAAUGUAAAGAGAUUUGCGAGGAGAGAGAGAGAGAGAGAGAGAGAGAGAGAGAGAGAGAG